Messenger RNA from Plodia interpunctella (Indianmeal moth), 1722 nucleotides. Its product is annotated as KRAB-A domain-containing protein 2-like. Bases 42 to 1511 code for a protein of 489 amino acids. Gene Ontology annotation, biological process: DNA integration. The record is from RefSeq and is a predicted model, not a curated record. Gene Ontology annotation, molecular function: nucleic acid binding. The transcript has a single exon. NCBI's taxonomy places the organism in Eukaryota, Metazoa, Arthropoda, Insecta, Lepidoptera, Pyralidae.
GACACAAUACUCAGUUUUUUAGUAACGAAACUUAUGCAGAGAUGAUAAAAAAGGUGAAAUCAGCGAAAUCAAAAAUGUCCAAUAAAAAACCUGAAGAUUAUCAGCGUUUGCGGAGAUUCGAUGUCAUUACUAUUGGAGAGGCUGAGAAGUUAAUUGUCCCGGUGAAAGAAGACAACACAUUCAGAUUUUACGUGAGUGAAAGCGAAAUAUUUCAGAUUCUACAUGAGACCCAUCUGAAACUUGGACACGGAGGAAGGAACCUUAUGGAGAAAGAGAUAAAUUUGCGCUACAAAAAUAUUACGAGGGAAAUGAUUGUCAUUUAUUUAAAUUUAUGUGGUGAUAACUGCGAAAAGAAAGGUAACAUUUCGAAAAAAGGAUUACUGUGUAGUGUCAAACCUAUACAUGAUAGUAGGGAAAUGAAUUCAAGAUGUCAAGUGGACUUAAUCGACAUGCAGUCACAAGAAGACUGUCCAUAUAAAUUUAUUUUAGUGUACCAAGACCAUCUUACAAAAUUCGUUCAGCUCCGUCCACUUAAGACUAAAAGGGCUGAAGAAGUAGCACAUGCGCUCAUAGACAUUUUUACAAUAUUUGGUGCACCAAAUAUACUACAAAGUGAUAAUGGAAGAGAGUUUGCAACAAAAAUUGCUGAGGAAGCUUGUAGGAUAUGGCCCGAAUUGAAAAUUAUAAAUGGAAAACCAAGGGAAUCUCAAGGCCAAGGAACUUUAAAGAGGGCCUAUCAAGAUAUAGAGAACAUUCUCAGUAUGUGGAUGGAAGUUAACAAUACCAAUAAAUGGUCGGAUGGUUUACGGUUUGUUCAAAUAAUAAAAAACAGAGAGUAUCAUACAGGCAUUAAUGGUAGCCCAUAUGAAGCCAUGUUUGGGAAGAGGUUAAAAAUAGGACUUAAAAGUUCUUCUAUACCAAAUGAGGCUUUGCUCGAUGUUAAUUCUGAAGAAGACUUAGAAAAACUUUUAUCUACAAAUAAUCAAGUAGAGUCCCCUAAAAAAAAACAUGUUGAUUUAGUUAACAAAACUACCCAUUUAUGUUCAUCACUUAUUUUAAAUAAGUCUGGAGAAACUCCAUAUUUAAAUUCAAUAACUAAAGAUGCUAGCCAUAUAAGUUCACCACAUAUUUUUAACAUUAAAUGUGAAAAACCUUCAUAUUUAAAUUCAAUAUCUGAUGAUGCUACCCAUUCAUAUGCACCAACUAUAUUAGAUGUUAAAGAUGAGAAAACUCCAUAUUUAAAUUCAACAUCUGAAAAUGCUACAAAAUUAAGUUCAUCUGUUUCAAAUAUUAAGUGUGAAGAAACUCAAUAUUCCAAUUCAAUGUCUGAAGAUGCUGCCAAUUUAUGUUCUCCAACUAUUUUAAAUAUUAAACAUGAAGAAACUCCAUAUUCAAAUUCCACAUCUGAAGACUUGCCAUCUAUUUCAAAUAUUAAAUGUGAAGUAACUUCAUUUUUCAAUUCAAUGUCUGGAGACGAAAUGCAACGAAAUGACAUGCAUAUUAGAAAAUAGGAUUUCUAUUGUUGUUUUGUUUGUUGAUUUAUACUAGGCUUUUUGUUGAUCUAUGAUGAUUACAUUUCAGAAUAUAGCUGUCACAAAGGAAAUAAAUAAAUAACCAUGCAACUCAUAAGUGCCAUUAACGCAGGUAGCAGUCAUUGAACUAAUCAUGAAUGUGAAUUAUUUAUAAUAAUAAAUAAAGAAAACAGAAGUUUUUUUUACCUUU